CCAUGUAUCGUUCCCUCCCUAUCCGUAAUUAUAGUAUGGAAUUGAAACCCCGCUCCUGCCAAUAUAAAACUUUGAAUUUCAUGCGUGAAAAAUUGGGUUCAACUAAAUUUUGGAAGUCACAUCAUGAUUCACGUACGCCCCCUAUGACUGAAUACGAUGUGUAAAUAUUUGAAUAUCGCCUUGUCUGGAGAAGAGCUAUUCUACUUUGGGUUUGAAAGGGAUAACCAGUCCGGCAAAACCUCCAAUAAAUACGUUUGAUUCUUUUUUUUUAUUAAUGGACAUGAAUACGAUUCGUCUAGCAACCGAGUAUGAGGGUGAAGUCCUGUACGAGUUUCUCAAUGAAUACGUCAAAUCUGAAGGUUUGGAAAAACAAUUUGGGAAUUCAAAACAAAGUUUCUUGGAGCAUUUCAAGCAGAAGCUGUUCCAGGCUCUGGUGAUCGAGAAUAAAUCUGAGAAGCAAUUAGUCGGAUGUGCAUUUAUAUCUACGGGGUUUAGCUUUCUCUCGGGAGAAUGGAGACAUCUUCAUUGUUGCUACAUCAGACAUCCUUUCAAAAGUCACAAAUUGGAGAGAAAAGUGAUUCAGACAGUAAAAAGAAUAUGUUUCGAAGAAAAGGCGAAUACAUUGACAACGGUAGUGAAUGGAAACAAUCUCUCAACCCUUCAAGUAUUAGAAGCAGAAAAUUGUAGAAACACAAAACCAACCGGACAAGGUCAUCUACAUUUUUGGUUCAUGCAAAGCCAAUAUUCAACAGGAUCAGAUUAUGAGAUAAACAAUAAAGAUUACGUUAUUCGGGACGGUAUACUUCAAGAUGAUGAAGAACGAAAUAGAGUCUGUCACCUCGUAAAAGAGUCAAUGGAAUCACAUGGAAUUCUGGGGCACGGGACUGUUAUACGAAAUUACUUGGAACGAAACGCCCUUUUAGCCGAUGAAAAAUACGGAGCAGUCGUCUUGGAACAUCUACGUUGUGUUGAUAGUGACGGAACGACGUCGAUUAGCGACAUCGUUGGUUGUGUACUCUACUCCACGUUAUAUAAUGCUUUGAAAGGAAAGACGUAUAUACUUCACGGUCUCACAGUCAAUCCAGCUCACAGGGGUAAAGGACUUUCUAAAGCGCUUGUCCGUGGGUUGAUUAAGACCUGUCAGAGAUAUAGGAGUGACGGUAUUUUCUUCAUCAUAGCCGAUGGGAACGAUAUUUCGAAAUCGCUCUUUAAAUCUCUUCAAGGUACCACCGAUAUGACAGAAUCUGAACACAAAUGGGAAAUAUUCUUCUUCAAUCUCUGAAAUUAUUCUGAGAUACGAGACCGGGCUGUAGAAACUCUUUUACUGCAAUCACGCCCGCUAUAUUCACAUCAUUCGAAUCUUAAAGUUGACAUUUAUUGCAAAUCACAAAAAGUGACAAAAAAACUUAUAAUGAGGACAUUUUUAUACUUUCGUAAUCAUAAAGACCAAUGACAAUAAAUUUAAAUAUGAUUGUAUAAACACUUCUCAGAUUGAUACGCUCCCGGAAGCUGUCAGUCGUUUUCGAGGGUUUGAGGAUGACGUCAUUGAGUGUCUAACCUACGAGAGCAGAGAUCUCAUGUUAUACAAAUGCUACAUGCUGGCUACACAUCCAGACCGAGACAUUCAACAAAUCCCACAGAACCUCACAAUGAAAACACAAAUAUUGCCGAACAAGAGCAUACAUGAUAAAAUAUUAUAAAGAUAAACUACAUGUUAAAACAAUUAAUGAAUUCGAUGAAUUUAAACGAGUUUCAAAGAGGCAUACCAACUCUGUAAUGAUUUUUUUACACGGACUGUGUCGGUGUCAUCUAUCGAAUUCUGUUCAAAAAUGUUUUUUUUUCUCAAAAAAGGCAAAAAAUCAGUCAGUCCGGUAAAUACAAAACGUGAAGUGGUUUUUUUCUGCCAUCAAGAUAUGACGAUAUAUAGCUGGGAUUUUUCUGGUAAGGUCGCUGCGCAGCUAGCAUAUAGGCAUGAUAGGGGGCUGUUACAACCGAUAAAAGGCACCAGAUUAUGAAAAUGUAUCUCUCAACAAGUAUUUGGGUUGUGACACCC
Messenger RNA from Lytechinus variegatus (green sea urchin), 2053 nucleotides. RefSeq lists its product as uncharacterized. The transcript has 8 exons. The record is from RefSeq and is a predicted model, not a curated record. Lineage: Eukaryota; Metazoa; Echinodermata; Echinoidea; Temnopleuroida; Toxopneustidae. Gene Ontology annotation, molecular function: N-acetyltransferase activity. Bases 275 to 1282 code for a protein of 335 amino acids.